Messenger RNA from Cuscuta europaea, 2781 nucleotides. NCBI's taxonomy places the organism in Eukaryota, Viridiplantae, Streptophyta, Magnoliopsida, Solanales, Convolvulaceae. The record is from the annotation of a GenBank genome assembly.
UUUGAGCUGUAACACAAACUUAUAAGAAUUCUUAUUUCCAAAUUCACUCCCAAGAUUAUUCAUUGCAAUAAAUUAAUUCAAUUUUUACAUAUUCUCAUACACAGGAAUGGAAAUCUAGUGUCAACAAUUUUAGAAUUUUUAUUAACAAGGAAGUAUUAAGCUCAUUAGAAAUACAGGAUUAGUUAAACUAAAAAAGCAAUGUUAGUAACAAAUAUAUAUCUGAUUACUGCUGAGUAACAACAGCCAGGGCGCUAUCGAGCUCGGCGUUGUACCGUUUCAUCGCCUUCUUCAACGGAAAUUUGAGACCGAACUCGUCCAGCGCGUCCGCGCAGUCGCUCUCCACGGCGGCGCUCAGGCGGGUCAUCAGCGUACCUUUGUCGUGCGACAGGAGGGCAUGGAGGGACAGCUUCAAAUCGUCCACCGCAUUCUCGAAGCUCUCGCGGCACGUUUUCACCAGCGAAUUCCUCGUCGCCGGCGGAAGGCCCUUCACCGUCGGGAGGAUGGCGCUGCUCAUGCCCUCGAUUUUGGUGGCGUAUUCGAUGGUGGCCUUAAUGGCUCUCUCGGAUGCGUCCCGGAGGCUUCUAGCCCCGGCAACCAUACUGGCGCAGAGCUUCUUGUCGGUAGCGGUGUGGCAGUAAUCUCCGUCAGCAGCGGCCAGAUCGGCGGCGUGGGAGAGGAGGAGGAGGAGAGCAGCGGCAAUUCCGAAGGGCAACUUUUGUGAAGCCAUUUCAAUUUUGAACGAAGGAUCUGCUCUGAUUUGGGAGCGGGUCAGGCCGAAUUGCCCUUCUGGUUUAGUUUCUUCCUCUGUUCUAAGACAAUUAUUAUGAUAAUAAUUAGUAUUUAUUACAAUUAAUUAACACUGCUUAAUUAUUAUCGAGCUAAUUGUGGUGUAUCUUUGUUUGUUUCUUCUGCAUUAGGAAUCAUGUGGACAGAAAUAAAAGUGGGGAUUGGAAAGACGAGAGGAUGAACGCAUAAAAAGGUUUGAAGGAGUAACUGGGGCGACAAGUGUGGGGCUUCACGAAUUAAAAUCCACCUCAACCAUUCUUGACGUACACACCUUAUACACACCAUGUUUGUGAAUUUUUUUUUGUCUGUGAGUCCGGUUCACAGACAAUAUUUUGUUUGUGCAAAACAUUGUCUGUGAAUUGAUGUUCACAGACAAAAAAAAAAACUUUCACAGACAUUGGUGUAUACAAAAGUGUGUAUAAGAAUGUGUACAAACAUCAUUUUUGAAUCUGCCUAUACAAUAAAGUCAAUUAGGCCCUCUAACUAAAAAAAACACCCAGUUAGGUCCGUUAACUAUACAAAAAUGAUCAGCUUUAUAAUUUAGGGCCUGUUUGGUAACGGUUGCAAAACACACCCAAAUGACUAAAUCUGCUUAAAUGGCUAAAUCUGUUGACGUGAAAGUGUUUGGUAAUAUAUAGGCUGAAAUGACUGAUUAAAUGUAAAAUUACCAUAAAGGGUAUUACUAUUUGUGUUAAAUAAAUGAGUGUGAACUUUGAUAAUCAAUUGUUUUUGGAGAUAUUACCCGAAAUAGGACUAAAACAGUUUGAAAAUUCCAAAAUAGGACUGUCAUGUUUUUUAUUCCCAAAAUAAAACUAAUUACUGUCAUGUUUUGGCAGUACCAGACUUCAAACAUGACAAUAUUUUCUAAACAUGACAAUAAUUAGUCCUAUUUGGAAAUAAAAAACAUGACAAUCCUAUUUUUGAAUUUUCAAAUUGUUUUAAUCCUAUUUCGGGACUUUCCCUUGUUUUUGCUUGAUUAGAACUUUUAAAAAUAUACUCCGUAAAUCUACAUUGGCAUCACACAAGCACAUCAUCCAUAUAAUCAUGAAUGGAGGAAAAUGCAUUUUGCAAGGCUAAUUUAAGCACUUAGCUAUGUCUCGGUUUGAAUUUGAGACACUUCAAGUUUGGCCUAGAAUUAAAGAAGAAGAUAGGUCGCAACUUAUCUUUGUGAAUAUGGAACAGCAGAGCAAAAGUCUUCGAUUUAGAUAAGAAACUACUCCCUUCGUCUUAUAAAAUUUGGCUAAUGUUGACUUGCACGUAGAUUAAUAAAGUAAAAGUUGUGUGGUUGUUAUUUGUGCGGAGGAGAGAGAAAUAAGGCAAAUUAUACCGUGCAACCGGAGCACCAUGAGGUUGGUGCGCCCGGUUGCAAAACGACGCAGCUUCCCUGUUUUUUUUGCUUUUGUUGUUUAAAAAUGAUGAUAACUUUCUUAUUUUUGAUCCGAUUUUUAUAAAAUUUAUAUCAACAUUUUUUAUUUUUCAUGAUCUUUCAAAUGAGACUAAUAUUGCUUAUGUAAUGUUAAGAAAUUAUCGAACUAUUAUAUUAAUGAGUAUUGGAUUAUAAGGAAAAUCGAAUCUGUUUGGGAGAUGAUAGGUUUGUGAAAUAGAAAAUUGAAUCUGUUUGGGAGUGGAUCAGUGGCAUCAGUUACAUUUGAUAAUACAUUGAGUUACAUCUUUUUAUGAACGAGUUACAUCUUUUUAUAAGCAAGUUACAUCUUUUUAUAAGCAAGUUACAUCUUUUUAUAAGCAAGUUACAUCUUUUUAAAAGCGAGUUAAAUAUAUAUAAACACGAGUUGCAUUUGACAUGCCUGAACGCGACUUACAUAUAUUUACACGUAAAGUUACAUAUUUUUACACGUAAAGUUACAUAUUUAUACACGCGAGUUACAUAUUUCUACACACGAGUUGCAUUUGACCUGUCUGAAUGCGAGUUACAUAUUUUUUUUUACGUAAAGUUACAUAUUGUUACACGUAGAGAUACAUAUUUAUACACACGAG